Molecule: messenger RNA, 3361 nt
Organism: Saccoglossus kowalevskii
Lineage: Eukaryota; Metazoa; Hemichordata; Enteropneusta; Harrimaniidae
Gene: Eif3c
Product: eukaryotic translation initiation factor 3 subunit C
Biological process (GO): translational initiation
Cellular component (GO): eukaryotic translation initiation factor 3 complex
Molecular function (GO): translation initiation factor binding; RNA binding; translation initiation factor activity
Source: RefSeq, marked validated
GCUCAAGUUGCGAAAUUUGCCGCUUAGGGUUUUGAGAACUGGAGAAGGUAUUUCGUGAACGGAAAACACACAGUUAGGCACCAUGUCACGUUUCUUUGCAACUGGGUCAAGUACGGAGUCGUCCUCCGAUGAAAGUGAUGAUGAUAUCGCCCCAGUACAACAGAAACCUGCGGCACCAGCUGCCCGAGUAUUUAUGUUCAGUGAUGAAGAAGAAGAUACAAAACGAGUUGUCAGAAGUGCUAAAGAUAAACGCUUUGAUGAAAUUAAAAGUUCAAUCAAACAGAUAAAGAACCACAAGAAAAUCAAAGACAUCGCCAAAGUAUUGUCUGGCUUUGAAGAUCUCUGCAAAGUGUAUCUGAAAGCCAAGAAUAUAAUUGAAAAAGAAGGCCAUCCAAGGUUUUAUAUUAAGUAUUUGGUGGAAUUAGAGGACUUUGUUAAUGAGUGCUGGGAAGACAAAAAGAAAUUCAACAAGAUUAAUGCCAAGUCUUUAGGUACAUUGAGACAAAAGUAUCGCAAAUAUUGCCGGGACUAUGAAAAACAAAUAACAGACUAUAAAGCGAAUCCUGAUGCUUCUGGUGAAGAAGAUGAGGUUCGUGAUGAUGAAGAUACGGAUUCUGAUUCUGAUGAUGAAAUAUCUGCAAGUGAUUUCCUUAAAAAAUCAACAACAGCAGCAGCACCAGUAGUUGUCAAAGCUCCACCGGUGGACAAAGUAAAAUUUCUGAAAACUGAGGACAGUGGUGAUGAAAGUGAUGAUUCUUACUGGGAUUCUUCCUCUGGUGAUAGUAGCAGUAGUUCUGAAGAGGAGGGUGGUUACACUGGUGCUAGUGUAGCUCGUCAGUUCUUAAAAAAGGGGGCUGGCGAUGAGAAGAAAGAGAAAGAAAAGAGAGAAAGGAAAAAGAGGGAAGGCAAGCGCAAAGAGGAGGAGGAAGAAGAUGAUGAAGAAGGGGGUUGGGAGGAAGUCAAAGGAGGAUAUAGAGUUGAAUCGAAACCCAAGAUGAUGUUUGAAAAGGAUACUGAAAUCACUACAGUAGUAGUCGUUAAGAAAUUAAAUGAAAUCCUUUCCGCCAGGGGCAAGCGAGGAACUGAUCGCUCUGAACAGAUUGAGCUGUUAAAAGAAUUGAGAUCCAUCGCUGUGUCUAAUAAUUUAAUGCUCGGCAUUGACGUCAAGAUUCUGUUUUCAAUUAUUGCUUCAAUAUACGAUUAUAAUCCUAAUAUUGCCACCAACAUGAAAUCAGAAAUGUGGGAAAAAUGUUUGAUGUUUGUUUCUGAACUAUUAGACAUUUUGAUAGAAAAUGGCAAUGUUAUUGUUGGUGAAAAUAUUGCAGAGGAAACUGAAAACUUAGAUAAUGUUGAAACGCCAUUCCGAGUACGUGGUUGUGUUCUUACAUUAAUUGAAAGAUUAGACGAAGAAUUCACUAAAAUGCUUCAAGGGUGUGAUGCCCACUCGUAUGAGUACGUUGAAAGAUUAAAAGACGAAAGUAAAGUGUUAGACAUCAUUGUAAGAGUGCAGAAAUAUAUCGAGGAACGAGGAACUUCGUCUGAAAUGUGUCGUAUAUUUUUAAGACACAUAGAACACAUAUAUUACAAAUAUGAUUAUGAGAAUUUGAAGAAAAUACAGGAUGCAAGAACUGGUGGCGUCAAAGAUAAAGAGGAAAAAGAGGAAACCAAGAAAGAAGAAUCCAAAAAUGAGGAGGAAGGGGAAUCCAAAGCAGAGGAUAAUAAAGAUGAUGAAACUGACAACAAAGUACAAGAGGAAAAUAAAAAGGAUAAAGAGAGUAGUGAUGAGAAAAAAGAAGAGUCAAGUGAAAAAGAAGAGACAAGUUCAGCGUUGAUGGAUCGUAUGUGUAAGUUCAUCUACUCUAAAGACUCGACUGACAUGAUAAGAACUCGUGCCAUUCUUUGUCAUAUAUAUCACCAUGCGUUACAUGAUAGAUGGUUUCAAGCAAGAGAUCUAAUGUUGAUGUCGCAUUUACAAGACACCAUACAUCAUGCUGACGUCCCAACACAGAUUCGUUACAACCGUAGUAUGGUACAACUGGGUCUGUGUGCUUUCAGAGCGGGCAAUAUACGAGACGCUCAUAAUGCCUUGCUGGAUAUUCAGAGUGGUGGCAGAGCUAAGGAACUUUUAGCGCAGGGUUUGUUGAUGAGAUCUAUGGCUGAUAGAAAUCCAGAACAGGAGAAAAUAGAGAAGAGACGUCAAGUUCCGUUUCAUAUGCAUAUUAAUUUAGACUUGUACCAUGAAUGAAUGUACCAUUAAAUGUUUGUAGUUAUUAUACUGUCAUUCAUUUGAUGUUCUUUUCUCUUUCCAGCACAUGAGUUUGAUACUCGUAAACGAAUGAUCAGUAAAAGUUUUCAUCAUCAGCUGCGGCUGAGUGAACGGCAGGCAUUGCUUGGGCCACCUGAAAGCAUGAGAGAGCAUGUUGUAGCCGCCUCAAAGGCCAUGAAAACCGGCAACUGGAAAGCCUGUAGAAACUUUCUCAUUAAUGAAAAAAUGAACGGAAAAGUUUGGAAUUUGUUCCCUGAGAGCGAGACUGUGAGGGCACUGAUUGUGAGGAAAAUUCAAGAAGAGAGUCUUCGCACAUAUUUAUUCACAUUCGGGAGUGUAUACGAAUCUUUAAGUUUGUCUACUUUGUCUGAAAUGUUUGAGUUGGAGAAACACAUUGUACACAGCACAAUCAGUAAAAUGAUCAUAAAUGAAGAACUCAUGGCAUCUUGGGAUGAACCAAGUGAGUGUGUUGUCAUGCACAGAUGUGAACCAACUAGGCUACAAAGUAUGGCGUUACAACUCUCAGAGAAGGUCUCAAUACUGGUAGAAUCAAAUGAAAAACAAAUGGAGAUGAAACAAGGGAAUUUCUACCACAGGCAGCAAAAUCGUGGUGACGGGCAACAGCAAAGGGAUUACCAAAAUAAAUCUUAUGGUGGUCGAAGAGGUCAACAAAGACAACAACGAUACAAUUAAUUUACGAAGAACCCUUUGCCGAAAUAGAAUAGUUAUUAUCCAACAGUAUCUCAUCAUUAACAUCAGUGUGUUACUAUGUGGGUUUUUACUGUUAACUGCAUGAAUGACCAACGUAAUCAGAUUGUCCAAAACAUGUAUUUAUACAAUGCUUUUAUGAACCAAGCCUGUUUGGCAGUUGUACUAACUUAAGUUGGUGAUGCAGUAUUGAGAAAGUCUUUUAUUGUUGCUACAAUACCCCCCCCCCCUCCCUCUCCAGGUCUCUACUAUUCAGUUGGAGAGUGAUCAAUAUUCUUAAUGGAAUAGACAUUUCUUCAAGAAUUAUUUUCUCCAAAAUGUCAAAUUACUUGCUUGAAUGGUUUCGAUUAUCAUGUCAUAAUAAAAUAAAAUAUCCAACAGCCUCUA